AAGCGCCGCGGUCCAAACGAGUUCCGAACCGGGAAGGCGGCGGCGGGCCGCACCGGGAGCGCCGCUCAGGGCGGAGCCGGGCCGGGGCAGGCGGGCCGGGGGGCGGCAUCAGCCGGGGAGGGCCCAGCGCCCGCCGCUCCCUCAGCGCAGCGCAGCGCAGCGCGGCGCCGCCCAGGAGGGCCCGGAGACUUCCGGCGGGAGGGCCGGCGGGGCCUCCUGCGCCACGGCGCUUCCGCUGAGGCGAGGCGGGCCGGGCAGAGGAGCGGCAGGCGCCACCAGGCCGCAGUGCGCAGCCUCAGCAGCCCUCGGCCGGGCGCCCAAUCAGGAACCGAAGGAGGCCUCGGCGGCCCUUCUGCGCAGGCGCAGUACUCGGCGCUGAGGGUGACGCGCUUCCGCCUCGGCCCUGCGCUGCCUGCCGGCAAGAUGGCGGCGCCCGCCACGAGGGGGCUCCCGGGGGGGGAGGCGGCGCCGGCCGAGCCCCGCCUCAGCAAGAACGAGCUGAAGCGGCGCCUGAAGGCCGAGAGGAAGGCGGCCGACAAGGAGGCGAAGCAGCGGGAGCCGGGCGAGAAGCCGCCGCCCCCGCCGGACCCCGCCUGCGGCGCCCCCGCCGACGAGGACGCCCUGGACCCCACGCAAUAUUACAAAAUUCGGAGCCAGGCCAUCCAGCUGCUGAAGGGCACUCCGGAAGAUCCCUACCCACACAAGUUCUGCGUGGAUCUAUCCCUCGCCGACUUCAUCGAGAAGUACAGCCACCUGAAGGCCGGGGACCACCUGGGUGAUGUCACCGUGAGAGUGGCAGGUCGGAUCCAUGCAAAACGUGCCUCUGGAGGGAAGCUCAUCUUCUACGAUCUUCGUGGAGAGGGAGUUAAGUUGCAGGUCAUGGCAAACUCCAGAAACUACAAAUCUGAAGAAGAAUAUCUGUGUAUUAACAACAAGCUUCGCCGUGGAGACAUUAUUGGAGUUCAGGGGAACCCUGGCAAGACAAAGAAAGGGGAGUUGAGCAUAAUUCCUUUUGAAAUCACCUUGCUUUCUCCAUGUCUUCAUAUGCUGCCUCAUCUUCAUUUUGGGCUCAAAGACAAGGAAACCCGAUUUCGGCAGAGGUACCUGGAUUUAAUUCUUAAUGAUUUUGUGAGGCAAAAGUUUAUUGUCCGGGCAAAGAUUAUAACAUACAUUCGAAAUUUCCUAGAUGAGCUGGGGUUUUUGGAGAUUGAGACACCCAUGAUGAACAUCAUCCCUGGUGGGGCCGUGGCAAAGCCUUUCGUCACCUACCACAAUGAACUGGACAUGAAUCUGUACAUGAGGAUAGCACCGGAGCUCUAUCACAAGAUGCUGGUGGUUGGAGGAAUGGAUAGGGUCUAUGAAAUUGGGCGCCAGUUCCGAAAUGAAGGCAUUGAUCUAACACACAACCCAGAGUUCACCACUUGUGAAUUUUACAUGGCUUAUGCGGACUACCAUGACUUGAUGGAGAUCACUGAACAGUUGCUUUCAGGGAUGGUGAAACAAAUCGCUGGUGGUUACAAGGUCAUGUAUCACCCUGAGGGUCCAGAAGGUCAGGCACAUGAAAUAGAUUUCACACCACCCUUCCGAAGGAUCAGAAUGGUGGAUGAGCUGGAGAGAGUGCUGGGCCUUAGACUUCCUGGUACAGACCAGUUUGAGACAGAAGAGACACGCAAGUUCUUCGAUGCUGUCUGUGAAGAGAGAGGGGUUGAGUGCCCUCCACCUCGGACUACUGCCAGGCUCCUUGAUAAGCUGGUUGGGGAGUUUUUGGAAGUCACGUGCAUCAACCCCACAUUUAUCUGUGAUCAUCCCCAGCUCAUGAGUCCCUUGGCCAAAUGGCAUCGCUUUCAGCAGGGGCUGACGGAGCGCUUUGAGCUUUUUGUGAUGAAGAAAGAAGUGUGCAAUGCCUACACAGAGCUGAACGACCCUUUUCGGCAGCGCCAGCUCUUUGAAGAUCAGGCUAAGGCAAAAGCUGCCGGAGACGAUGAGGCAAUGUUCAUCGAUGAGAACUUCUGCACAGCUCUUGAAUACGGGCUUCCCCCUACAGCUGGCUGGGGCAUGGGCAUUGACCGCCUUGCUAUGUUCCUUACAGACUCAAACAACAUUAAGGAGGUGCUGCUGUUCCCUGCCAUGAAGCCCGAGGACAAGAAGAAGGAGGUCCAGCCUGCUGCCCCUGCGGAGGGCACUUCAGUCUGACCCUGCAGAGGAAGAGGGGGGGGGGGGUGUUGGUCUGGGCUUGAAUGUGGCUGUGUUUGCCCUGUGCUGAAUAAAGGGCCUGGCCGGCUUUCCUUUGUUA
Messenger RNA from Eublepharis macularius, 2293 nucleotides. It is a transcript of the gene KARS1, whose product is annotated as lysyl-tRNA synthetase 1. Lineage: Eukaryota; Metazoa; Chordata; Lepidosauria; Squamata; Eublepharidae. The transcript is spliced from 14 exons. Bases 424 to 2193 code for a protein of 589 amino acids. Gene Ontology annotation, cellular component: cytosol; mitochondrion; nucleus. The record is from RefSeq and is a predicted model, not a curated record. Gene Ontology annotation, molecular function: tRNA binding; ATP binding; lysine-tRNA ligase activity. Gene Ontology annotation, biological process: basophil activation involved in immune response; lysyl-tRNA aminoacylation; diadenosine tetraphosphate biosynthetic process.